AUGGCGGAACCAGCGAAGCCCGAGGUGACGGAGGAAGCUAAGAUGGACCUGCUCGAGGACGACGACGAGUUCGAGGAGUUUGAGAUCGAUCAAGAAUGGGAUGACAAGGAAGAAGGCAAUGAAGCACUUCAGCAAUGGGAGGAUGACUGGGAUGAUGACGAUGUCAAUGAUGACUUCUCGCUGCAGCUGAGGAAAGAGCUGGAGAGCAAUGCGUCCAAGAACUAG
Molecule: messenger RNA, 225 nt
Organism: Miscanthus lutarioriparius
Lineage: Eukaryota; Viridiplantae; Streptophyta; Magnoliopsida; Poales; Poaceae
Source: the annotation of a GenBank genome assembly